Messenger RNA from Selaginella moellendorffii, 565 nucleotides. Its product is annotated as cyclin-dependent kinases regulatory subunit 2. The transcript is spliced from 3 exons. Gene Ontology annotation, cellular component: cyclin-dependent protein kinase holoenzyme complex; SCF ubiquitin ligase complex. Gene Ontology annotation, molecular function: ubiquitin binding; protein kinase binding; histone binding. Bases 108 to 386 code for a protein of 92 amino acids. NCBI's taxonomy places the organism in Eukaryota, Viridiplantae, Streptophyta, Lycopodiopsida, Selaginellales, Selaginellaceae. The record is from RefSeq and is a predicted model, not a curated record. Gene Ontology annotation, biological process: regulation of mitotic cell cycle.
UCCACUUUUCCUUGGGUUCUAGGGUUGCACGAUUGGAGCGCAAACGAAGCUGCCGAUCUCCUUGUUUGUGAGUCUUCUUGGAAGAGUUUCGGGCGAUCUCGAAAGAAAUGCCGUCCAUCCAGUACUCGGAGAAGUACUUCGACGACGUCUACGAGUAUCGGCAUGUCGUGCUGCCACCUGAUGUUGCCAAGGCUCUUCCAAAGAACAAGCUUCUCACAGAGAACGAAUGGAGGACAAUUGGAGUGCAGCAGUCUAGAGGCUGGGUUCACUACGCGAUUCACAGACCGGAGCCGCACAUCAUGCUCUUUAGAAGGCCUCUAAAUUACCAGCAGCAAAAUCAGCAGCAGCCAUCACAGAUCCAAACGCAGCAGCAGCCGCAGCAGUAGCAGCACAAGAAUAUAUACACCCACAGGUUUGGAAUUUAUUUAAGCUAUUUGUAUUGUAGUGUAGCUGGCUUGUUUUAGUCCUUCUCUUCCUCGGAGAUUUGCCUCCUGAGGAGAAAAACUAGAAAGAAAAUCCAAGACUUGUGAAAGCGAUAUGGUAUCAACUACAGCUCAUUCAUGUU